Papaver somniferum (opium poppy) is the source of this 873-nucleotide messenger RNA. RefSeq lists its product as uncharacterized. Gene Ontology annotation, molecular function: nucleic acid binding; RNA-DNA hybrid ribonuclease activity. The record is from RefSeq and is a predicted model, not a curated record. The transcript has a single exon. NCBI's taxonomy places the organism in Eukaryota, Viridiplantae, Streptophyta, Magnoliopsida, Ranunculales, Papaveraceae. Bases 1 to 873 code for a protein of 290 amino acids.
AUGGGAAUUGGUGUACUAGCAAAAGUGGGUAAAUUAAGAGUUUCUACGGAAUGUUGUAUGUGUCACGGUGCGGAAGAAACAGUUGACCAUCUAUUCAUGCAAUGCCCAGUCACCCAGGCAGUCAUGUUUGCUUCUCCCUUAAAUUUUAGCAUAAGCUUUGUGCCUGAAAACACAGCGGCAGUUUGUGCUCAAUACUGGCUACAGAAAGAAGGCCACAUAUAUAACUUCUGCUUAGGCGCAUGUAUGUGGUGGGAUUUAUGGAAGUCAAGAAACAAGGUGGUAUUCGACAAAGCUCCUAUCAAUAUUCCAUCCAUCUUAAGGGAAGGGCUGUACUGGUUCAACUCUCAUUACAACACAGAUGUGCAAGCCGGUGGUCGCAGUAUGCUUUCCCUCGUUCCUUUACAGCACUUUGAGUCACCGCUAUGGUAUCCACCUCCUGCAACCCAUAUUAAGAUCAAUGUUGACGCCGCUCUCUCUAGUGACAAGUCCUUUGCAGCAGUGGCUAGAAAUUACCAUGGAGGAUUUGUUGGCGCUGAAACCAUUCGGUUAAACACAACCUUUCCUUUAGUUGAUGAAGCCCAUGGUUUUGUGCGGGCAAUUCAAUUAGUCGGUAGGCUUAAAGUGAUCGUGGAAGGUGACUGUCAAAUGGUGGUUAUGAUUCUGCAGACAAAAACCACCUCAGUACCAUGGAGAAUUUCUCGUCUUAUUGAUGAAAUCAACAACAAGGCUACCGCCUUAAACUCAGUGGAGUUUCAGUUUGUUCCGAAGAGAGUCAACAAUGUGGCUCAUGAUUUCGCAAAGUUUGCGACUCGACACAAUGUCCAAGAUUGGUGGACAUCUUCUCAACCCCCGUCUGGAUUCUUCCUUUGCUAG